This is a messenger RNA of Fusarium tjaetaba, 1098 nucleotides long. RefSeq lists its product as uncharacterized. Bases 1 to 1098 code for a protein of 365 amino acids. The transcript has a single exon. The record is from RefSeq and is a predicted model, not a curated record. Lineage: Eukaryota; Fungi; Ascomycota; Sordariomycetes; Hypocreales; Nectriaceae.
AUGCCAGACUACAACCCAAUCCAGGAUCUGGGUCUAACCUGUCCUUACGGCGGAAUCUUCUACAUCUGCGCUGACGAUCCGGAUCGCUUCAUCGGCUGCUGCACCAUCAACCCCUGCGGCGCCAGAAAAGGCUUCUGUCCUGAUCAACAUCUCAGACCCGCCAGCUUCAACGCGACACUUCAGCAUGAGUUCCUCCCUCAGGCUUGUUUCAACGAUAACGUCGAUGUCAGUUGGUACACCUGCGUUGGAGAGGGACUUCCUUUCUUGGGAUGCUGUGCCGCUGAUCCUUGUCUUCGUGGUGUUUGUCCUCAAAGAGAUCUGAGAGCAGCGAAGUUGAGUGACAAGGCCAAGAAUGCGUGGGGAUUUCUUGAUGGAGAUCCCGAGUAUAUGCCACGGCCUACGUCUUCGACCUCGGGUCCAGGGUCAGGUGUCUCUUCAGUCAGUCUGUGUGGUAGCUCGACCACUGUGAUGACGACCAUGACAUCCAGCUUCAUCACUUCUUUCGCUAAGGAAACAACCAUUGCAACAAUUACCUCUGCAGUUACAACGAUGACCUCUACCAUGACAAUCUCGCCUCCCAAGGCUUCUGAAGCACCUCCCGCGGGACCCAAAGAGCAUGGUUCGAACCAAAAGCUUGGCUGGCUAUCCCUUCUGAUCAUCCCACUUUUACUACUUCUAUACCUUGUGUACUACAUCUGGGAGUGUAGAUGCAGCCAUGAACGCAGAGACAAACGGCCCAAAGUAAAGUACGAACAGAAGCAUGAACAGGAACAUCGACACGAGCAACAGGAACACGAACACAAGAAGAAGCCGCCUCCAUAUCCAACAACUGAUCAGAUGAUCACAGAAGAUAAUUACCGGUACCUAUGGGGACGUUCAAGCAGGGCCAGCUCCCGAACAUCCCAUGAACAUCCACAGAACAUCCAAGGUCAACAACAUAAUCCUCCUAUUAAAGAUGGACGCUCCAGCGACAACAAAGAAACGGUCCCUCGACCUGCAGAUAAAUCGAAGCAACAAGCUUCAUCCGCCAGUGUCCAGCGAACAGCUCCAAACCGGAAGCCGUUGCCAGGGGUGAGCAACCAUACAAGCUGGCGAUGA